Molecule: messenger RNA, 3313 nt
Organism: Indicator indicator
Lineage: Eukaryota; Metazoa; Chordata; Aves; Piciformes; Indicatoridae
Gene: TAF4
Product: TATA-box binding protein associated factor 4
Exons: 16
Coding region: 1-3309 (1102 amino acids)
Biological process (GO): DNA-templated transcription; transcription initiation at RNA polymerase II promoter
Cellular component (GO): transcription factor TFIID complex
Molecular function (GO): RNA polymerase II general transcription initiation factor activity; protein heterodimerization activity; DNA binding
Source: RefSeq, a predicted model, not a curated record
AUGGCGGCGGGCUCGGAUCUGCUGGAUGAGGUUUUCCUGAACACGGAGGUGGAUGAGAAGGUGGUGAGCGACCUGGUGGGCUCCCUGGAGUCCCAGCUGGCGGCCUCCGGCCACCACCACCAGCACCACAAGGCGCAGGAGCCCCUGAGGGCCGCUGGGGGGCUGCUGGGGAACCAUGUUGUGAGCAGCAGCAGUAGCAGCAGCAGCCCUAGCCCUAGCCCUGGAGGAGUAGUAGUAGGAGGCAAUGCUAAUGCCCAAACAGAGAGCAGCAGCAGCAGCAAGAUGGGACUGAGUGCCCCAGAGAUCACAAAAGCAGGGGCAGGAGGAGUGCAAGGGGGUGUUAUUAAUCAUAACACCAGGUCCCAGACAUCAGCUCUGGAUGGAGCCACCACAACGAGCACCAGCACCACCACUGCAGCAGCAGGAGGAUCUGACGUCACUGCUGCUCCAGGGACCCUCAGUCAGGGCAAAUCGGUGGUUAUCAGCACCAUGGCAACUGCCUUGUCCACCAGGAAUGGCAAGAUUGGGACCACAACAGUGCAAACUUUGAAUGGGAGUAAUGUGGUGAUGAACUCUCACCAUACAGGAAGUGCUGCUUUCUCUGGGACUCCUGUGACUGCUAACCCUGCUUCUGCACCUGCUGUGGCCCCUCUCGUUAACAAUGGACCUGGAUCUGUGGGGAAAGGAAGUACUGUUAAUGCUGUUUUGCCAUCAGCUUCUAGCACUGUCAUCCAGACUUCUUUCCUUAAUACUGCUGUGUCCUCUGCAUCUUCCUCCUCACCCACAGUUAUCUCCUCACAGCCACCACCAAGCAUUGGAACUGGGGCGCCUACGGUAACGCUUGUGAGGCCACCAAUUCACACAGCAGGACCCACAGUAGCUGCAGCUGGUGCAGCCACUCAAAAUGGGAGCAAUACUGUGAUCAAUUCAACCAUCAGUGUGGGGAGUUUUCCUGCUGUUGCUACAGCCACUGUGGGAUCUGGAGUUUCCCUCCAGACAUCACUUGUGAACAGCCAGUCUGGUUCCACUGUGCCAGCAGCUCCCACCACACAGGUCAUCAAAUCUGAGUCUCCUAAAACUAUAGUCCAGGCAGUAUCCCAGCAGCAGACGCUGGCUACUGGUGGCCAGCCCAGUACUACAGGGGGUAACAUGAUUAUUGGGCAAACUAUGCAAGCUGGGCUCUCCAAUGUUGCUCCCAAUCCUGGUGGGAUACCUCCUGCAGCUCCGGGCACCCCCACAGGAAUGGCUAAAGGCACUGCCAAUACAGUGGCACAAACUCUGCCACGGACUCCAACAGCAACUACAAGUGGAAUCAGAGCAACUUUGACUCCUACAGUUUUAGCACCUCGUUUGCCUCAGCCACCUCAGAACCCAACUAACAUUCAAAAUUUUCAGUUACCGCCAGGCAUGGUCAUUGUACGCAGUGAGAAUGGGCAGUUGCUGAUGAUCCCUCAGCAAGCCUUGGCGCAGAUGCAGGCACAGGCACAUGCCCAGUCUCAGCCUCAAAAUACAAUGACUCCUCGUCCUGCUACACCUACCAGUGCUCCUCCAGUGCAGAUAUCAACAGUGCAGGCCCCAGGAACACCCAUUAUUGCACGACAGGUGACACCAACUACUAUUAUCAAGCAAGUGUCUCAGGCUCAAACAACAGUGCAACCCACAACAACGCUACAGCGUCCUCCUGUUGUGCAACCUCAGAUUGUUCUGGGUGGUACUGCACAAACAACCACGCUGGGGACAGCAACAGCUGUACAAACUGGAACUCCUCAGAGGACAGUGCAAGGAACAACAGCAACCUCCACUAUUGCCACAGAAACUAUGGAAAAUGUGAAGAAAUGCAAAAACUUUCUGUCCACGUUAAUAAAACUGGCAUCAUCUGGAAAACAGUCUUCAGAAACUGCGGCUAAUGUGAAAGAAUUGGUACAGAACUUGCUGGAUGGAAAAAUUGAAGCAGAAGACUUUACCAGCAGACUGUACAGAGAACUUAAUUCUUCACCUCAACCUUACCUUGUGCCUUUCCUGAAGAGGAGUUUACCUGCCUUGAGACAGUUAACACCAGACUCUGCAGCUUUCAUUCAACAAAGUCAACAGCAGCAGCCAACAACGCAAGCAACGAUAGCAACAAUUCCAUCUGCAGCAGUGAUUCUGAGCUCCGCAGUUCAGCGCACUGCAGGGAAGGCAGCUGCAGCUGUAACGAGUACUCUCCAACAACCUGUAAUCAGCCUAACGCAGCCUACACAAGUUGGUGUUAGUAAACAAGGGCAGUCUACACCACUGGUUAUCCAACAGCCUCAAAAAGCAGGAGCAUUGAUAAGGCCUCCGCAGGUAACGCUGACACAGACGCCAAUGGUGGCGUUACGGCAACCACAUAGUCGUAUUAUGCUCACUACUCCUCAGAUUCAACUGAAUCAACUUCAGACAGUACCGGUGGUAAAACCAGCAGUAUUACCUGGAAACAAAGCUAUUGCCACUAUUUCAACACAAGUAGCUGCAGCUCAGAAGAAUAAACUGAAAGAACCUGGGGGAGGCUCUUUUAGGGAUGAUGAUGACAUUAAUGAUGUUGCAUCAAUGGCUGGAGUCAACCUGUCAGAGGAAAGCGCUCGGAUAUUGGCAACAAACUCUGAACUAGUGGGUACAUUAACAAGGUCCUGUAAAGAUGAAACCUUCCUUUUCCCAGCACCUUUGCAAAGAAGGAUAUUAGAAAUAGGUAAAAAACAUGGAAUAACAGAAAUCCAUCCUGAUGUAGUUAGCUAUGUAUCACAUGCUACACAACAAAGACUACAAAACCUCGUGGAAAAAUUAUCAGAAACUGCUCAACAAAAGAAUAUUUCUUACAAGGAUGAUGAAAGAUAUGAACAAGCAAGUGACGUUCGGGCACAGCUCAAGUUCUUUGAACAACUUGAUCACAUAGAAAAGCAGCGUAAAGAUGAACAAGAAAGGGAAAUUUUAAUGCGUGCAGCAAAGUCUCGAUCUCGACAAGAAGAUCCAGAACAGCUUAGGCUGAAACAGAAGGCCAAGGAGAUGCAGCAACAAGAGCUAGCACAGAUGAGACAGAGGGAUGCCAACUUGACUGCAUUAGCUGCGAUCGGUCCCAGAAAGAAAAGGAAACUAGAUUCAUCAGGAUGUGGAUCAGGGACAGAGGGAUCUGGCUCGAGUGCAGCAGUCCCAGGCAGCUCCGGAGUUGGAACCACCAGUCAGUUUAAGCGACAAAGGAUAACGCGGGUGAACCUCAGGGACCUCAUAUUUUGUUUAGAAAAUGAGCGAGAGACAAGCCAUUCACUAUUGCUAUACAAAGCAUUCCUUAAGUAAAAUG